Aphanomyces astaci is the source of this 15658-nucleotide messenger RNA. RefSeq lists its product as hypothetical. Lineage: Eukaryota; Oomycota; Saprolegniomycetes; Saprolegniales; Verrucalvaceae. The record is from RefSeq and is a predicted model, not a curated record. Bases 1 to 15534 code for a protein of 5177 amino acids. The transcript is spliced from 8 exons.
AUGCCCGCGGCGGCAUGGUCGUUCCUACUUUUCAUGCUACAUUUCGUCACGGGUGACUUGGCUGUACCCCGACCAAACGUCAUCAACUCCAUCGGAAGCGUCGAUGCCCUUCAAAGCAUACCCCUGCUAGCCGACAUUGUCAUCCCAGACGGCAGGGAGCUGUUCAUUCCCAUUCACAUCCCGGCCGUCGCGCUCGCAAUCAACGCGAACGGGCCAGCCAAGGUAAACAAAGUGAGCUCUCUGCAUGCAAAUGGCCUCUUUGGCGUUGGCGAAGUCAUCGACAUCGACAUCCAGUUCACGAGCGCCGUGGACGUCGUGGGAACGCCAUCGCUUCGCAUGCGCACAGGAUGCAACACUCCGUCUUGCCGCAUCAAAGAAAUCCAAUCCAUCACGUGCUCCGCCACGAGCGGCAAGUUUGCUGUGUCGUUCCAAGGCCAAACCGUGUCCAACAUUCCAUUCAACGCAUCGCCCCUCAAACUGACCAAUUAUCUGCUUCGUCUCACGUCCAUCUCGGCCAUACAAGUGACCUUUGCCGACGCUGGCACCCAAGCGUGUACGUUCUACGGCACCAAGAUCACGAUUCAAUUCGACCAAGUCAACUUUGUCAGCCCCACCGCCGACGGCAACCUCCCGUCACUCACCACCGACCCCCUCAACCUCCACGGUGACACGAUCGCGUUGGCGCACCACACCCGGUCCGUGGUGCUCACUCCCGUUGCCAUCGAAGUGCAGAAAGGCGUGGCCCCCACCGACCGCGACGCCGUUUUUGUCGGAUUCCGAACCCCUUCGACGCUCAUCUUUCGGUACAUUGUCGCAUACGGCGACCUGUCGCAAGACUUGGACUACACUGCGCCGGACGCGUUGGCGCUCAACACUGGCGGUUCCAUCUUCAAUGCCGGCACGUUCAUUCCAGCGUCGCUCACCCUGCCAGUCCCAGGGCAACUGCCAGCGUGGCCAACAGGGAUGGUGUCCAGCCUUGGUGUGAACAACGCCAUCGCACUCAACUCCAACAUCCCCGUCAUCACGUCCGUAGCCACCCCCACGAAGCCAGACGGAAUCUAUGGCCAAGGGGAACUCAUUGAGAUCAAGCUCACGUUCUCCCUUCCAGUGACAGUUGUGGGGGCCCCCGUCUUGCUGCUUGCGACGGGGCAAAACGUCGCCAAUGCUCCCGUCGUCCGAGUUGAGUCGGGCAAUACCGUGCUCGUGGCGCAAUACGUUGUCAACGCUGGCGACUUUUCGUUGGACUUGACGUAUGUGGAUGCGACAUCGUUCAUUUUAAACGCAGGCGACUCGGUUCUGCGACAGAGUACAACGUCCACCAUGCCCGUCAACAUGACAUUGCCCCCGAAUGGUCUACCCGGAAGUCUCUUCAACUUGGCCAACAUCGUCAUCGACACCACACCGCCGUACAUCAUGACCGUGUCCAGCGUCCUCCCCGACGGAGUCUACACCACCGGAGACAUCCUUGUGUUUUCCAUGGUGUUUUCACGGCCUGUUUAUGUCACAGGCACACCGCAAUUCCAACUCGCUACGGGAAGUAUCGACUUGUGUCCGGGCUGGUUUGUUGUACGAGUACCCACGGAUGGCAACUCGAAUGUAUUUCUAUUCCCCGAAGCUGUCGACUGGCGGUGGCUCUCCCCUGGCUACUUCGUGGUCAUUGCCGGGCGUACGUAUACCGUGGCCAGUGUCUCGGGGUAUAAAGUUACCAUGGUCGAGGCCUAUGUAGGGGUUGCUGUGAACCUCGGCACGAACCCAAUGUCGCCCCAAUUGUCCAUCUUCACGCGGGGGUUUCAGUAUGCAGUGUACACCAGUGGCAGCACCACGUCCACCCUUCAGUUUUCAUACCAAGUGCAGCAUGGAGAUACGUCGUUGGACCUAGCCGCGGCGUCCGACGUGUUGCUUCCCACAUCGACCAGCUCCAUCCUCCGCUUAUCCACCACGCCCACCACACCCGCCAAUCUAGCCAUGCCCAUCGCGGGCUCGGCAGGCAGUUUGGUUGUCGCGAGUCAGUUGGUGGUCAAUACAGACCCCGCCACAGUCCUAAGCAUCUCGUCGCCCACUCGAAGCGGCGUGUACGUUGCAGGCAGUAUCAUCGCCAUCGCAGUGCAGUUCACACAACCGGUGGUUGUGGUCGGCCCGAGCGCUCCUGGUCUGCUCACUAACGUGGGCGAGAACCGGUUUGCCAUCUACGUGUCUGGAUCUGGUACUUCAACGCUGGUGUUUCAGCUCACGGUCGCCCCAUCCGACUCGGCGGCGGCGGUGGCGCCCCUCUCCCGCGACGCCAUGCGCAUGCCGAAUGUGUUUACGUCCAUUCGCCGCAAGUCCAUGAACCCCCUCGACUCGGCUGUGCUGACGCUGCCGCCAUCUGCGAUGACGUUGGGGGCCACCGUCUUGGUUGUGAAUCCGAUGGCGGCGGUCGUUUCCCAACUGGUCAUGGAGAGCCCCGUAUGGCCAAUCUCGUCUUUGAAGACUGGGGACGCAGUGAUCAUCGCCGUGACGUUCACAGAGCCCGUGACAGUGUCGGGGGGAAGUCCCGUUCUCGACCUCACGGUUGGCAAGCCAGCGACGUACGUCUCGGGCUCAACCACGACCAAGUUGUUGUUUCAGUACAUUGUUCAGUAUGGCGACCAAGUACCCGCGUUCGACGUUGUCUCCCCCGACGCCAUUCGUCUCAACGGAGCGGCCAUCGUCGCUGUGAACGGUGGGGCUUCGGCGUCUGUCCAGCUAUUUUCCCAGCUAGUGUUGCUGAUGAGCAACACCCUACCUCCGCCCCAACCCAUCCCCGUCGAUCCAUCGCCAUUUCGAGUGACCGCCGUGCAGUCGUGGAGUAUCGAUGGGACUUACACCGUGGGGGAUUCGUUGCUAUUGGCCGUGACGUUUUCAGAUGCUGUGGUCGCGACUGGCGCGCCACAGCUGGCGCUGCGCACCGGCAACGCCUUGGGGGACCAAGUCGCCGCCUUUCACAGUGCAGACGCCAACGUCGUGUACUUUGUGUAUGUCGUUCAAGCGGGAGAUGCUACGACGCAGGUCGUGGAGGCGUCGACGUCGGCGUUGCAAUGUUCGAACGAUGUGGGGCUGAAUGCAAACCCCGCAACCGACGACGCUAUCGCCGUGUCGAUCACUGAUUGGUCGAGUCAAGUCGUCGUGUGUUGGAGCGAAGCGGGAAAGGUUCAAGUCCGAGUGUUCAACAACAACCCGAGCAUGCCGCUGUGGACGUUGUUAUCGGGGGGAUUGAAUGUGCAAACUGCAGCUAACUGCAAGUGCUCGAGUUCUGGUACCAGCCAACUCGUGUGCUCUUGGGAAGAGCUGGCGGCGGCGGGGGGAGGUGCCACCGUGGUGCAUGUGUCUGCGAUGACGGGCACUCAAAGCACUCCAGUUUGGACGUUACUUUCUGGCUCGGGACUGAAUGUCGACCUCACGAAAAGUGCGUCUCACGUGGCCAUUGCUAGUACAAACGUCGGUGUCGUACUCGCAUGGCAGGAAGUUGCAGCAAGUAGUAGUAGUACCGUGUUGCAAGUCAAAUUCUGGAAUGGCAAUGUGGGCACGCCGGUGUGGACUGCUGUGGACGUGUCGCCUCUCAUGUCCACAACCUCCAACCACCAAGAAGCUCAAAUAUUUUACUUUAACUCUCGACUGACGCUAGUAUGGACCGAAGUCGUGACAGCUACCCGAUAUAAGGUCCGAGUGGCGGCUUGGGUGACGGGGGCAACUUCAUAUUGGACGUUGUUGGACGGCAACGGGGCCGGGCUGAAUGCAGCGACGCGACUCGCAUCCAAGCCAACAUGGGCCGUCUGUAGCGCCAAGCUGUACAUUGCAUGGCAAGACUCGGAUACCCUUCGAGUGCAGGUGUACAACAGUGCGGCCAACACAUGGGCGUACAUUGACGGCGGCGGGGGGCUUCAGACGAGUUCGACGGGGGUCGGCUUUGCUUCCCUUGCGUGCACGUUGAACGGGCUCAUGGCAGCUUGGCAGGAAAUCGUCGUCAGCAGCGGUGUAACGUUGAACCGAGCAGUGUCGUACACAGCAGCAACCAACAGCUGGAGCAGUCCUACGGGGAUUGUGAUGGACAACCCGCUGAAGUCGGCCACGAGCACCGGACCAGCCUUAGCCAGGUCGUCCCAAUCGAUGUAUAUAGCGUGGACGGAACGCCAUGCUGUCAAUUUCAAAGCUCAAGUGCACGUCGCUUUGUUUACGCCAGACACAAAUUCGUGGUUAUCGAUGACGUAUUCAUGCUUGAAGCGUCCUGGAACUGGCUUUGCGGUCCCAUAUGCGCUCACAUUGCCCGGAUUGUUUUCACAAGCCAGUUUGGGCGACACCGCCAAGUUGCAGCUAGACACGUCCCCGCCCGUCGUGCUAAGCAUCACGCCUCUGUCCCCCCCAGGGCUAUAUCGAGGUAAAGACUCGGUGCAGUCGAUUGCUCUGAUAAGUACGGGGGGAAGCAGCAGCAGCGUGGUCACCGGUGGGGGGUUUGCACUGGGGUACAAUUCGGUCGUGUCGGCAUGUAUCGCUUGGAACGCUGCUGCGAUGGACGUUCAAAACACUAUCAACUCUAUGGCGGGGCUUGGAUUGGCCGUGUCGGUGACCAAAGAUUCAGCGGCCUUUCAGCAUGGCGGUGUCCAGUUCAAAGUGACGUUUACGACGCCAGCCAGUGGGGUUCACCCCCUCUCCGUCGAGCCCAACGGAUGUCCUGCGCUAAUGUGUGCCAAUGGUAUCGUAUGUGGCAAAGUCGUUGUUAAUACUGACAAGGCCCUACCGUUGUCGUUGCAGCCGGGGUAUGUGGACUUUGAAGUGAUGUUUUCCGCACCAGUGCAAGUAACUUCGGGGGGUGUCACGCCUGUGCUAACCUUGUCCAAUGGCGUGACAGCUACGUAUGCAUCAGGGGCGAUCGUGCAAGUGAUAGAUGUGGGCGUGUCAUCCCCCAGCAUGGUUCUAGCGGGGGGAUUUGCCCUUUUGUAUGGCGGAGUGCCCACUGCUUGUAUCAACGUCGACGCCAAGGCAGACGGUAGCAGCUUUGCGUCGCUACGGUAUCGGCUGAUGGAACUCCCGACAAUCGCGACCAUUGGCAUUGCCUCCAUUCGGUCCCGAGUGUUCCAAAAUGGAGUCCGACAUGUGAUUCACUUUCAGCCUGGAACGCCCCUUCCGUUAACGUAUGCACCUGGUAUAUCCUGUGCUCCACUUGUCGGGGUCAUCCAAACCAUCGACUUGGUCACUACCGCUGCGGUCACGGGGGGGAGUUUUACAGUGGCGUUAGGGGCGUUAGCCAGUGCCACGUGCCUGCCAGUACUCACCGCGUCGGCGGGCCAGAUGCAAGCAGCGCUCAACGCCCUGACCAACAACGAAGUGAUGGUCACAGUUGAAAAGCAUCCGAUUCCAACCGGGGGGUUCCGCUUUGCAGUGACGUUUCCAAACGCACACUCUGCGCAAGCCACGCCGCUGACUGCAACAACAACGGGGUGCACGGCGCUGACAUGUCCGGGCGGGGCGUGUUCGCUGGCUGUAAAUGCCGACUACACGGUCGAAGUCGCGAGAACUCCGUCGCUGGUCUUUCGCUAUGUCGUUCAAGCUGGAGAUAUCGUGCCGGCGGUGGGGUACGUGAGCUUGACGGGGGACAUCGUACAGCGCACCGCUUCGUGGCCUUCUUCUUCUGCGGUCACUCCUGCCAUCUUGACGCUUCCCACAACGCUACCUCCCAGUGGCAUCCAGAUCGAUACGCUGUCGACGCCUACAGUUAUGUCGGUAACGUCUACCACCCCCAACGGGGUGUACUCGCAAGGCGAUCGCAUCGACAUUGUGCUCACGUUCAGCCAAAUCGUCCACGUCACAGGUCGACCCAUAUCGCUGCAGCUCAACUCGAACGGCGUCGCUGUUUAUUCAGCAGGUUCGGGCACCGCCUCUGUCACAUUCCAGUACACUGUGGCCGCUGGGGACACUGCCGUAGAUCUAGACUGCUUUUCAACGUCGUCGCUGCAGUUCUUAACCCCUGGAGGCGGCAUCAACUACCGCGACCCCACCACUCAAGCGUUGACGCCGAUUUCAACGAAGCUUCCAAUUGGUUCUGCCGCCAACAGUCUCGCCACUUUGUCGUCCAUAGUGAUCGACGCGGUCGUGCCUUCAAUUGUGUCUGUCGUGUCGACGAAACCGAGCGGAACCUACGGCACUGGAGAAGGGAUUGACUUUGUGGUAGAGUUCACCCACCCCGUGGUCAUAACUGGGACACCGUCGAUAGCCCUAAAUAGUGGCGGGAGUGCCAUGUUUACUUUGGGGGGCACCCGACAACUGCUUGACAUUGGCGUCACUUCUGCAGUCACGUCCGGGCAGUUUGCCGUCUGGUAUGGAGACGUUCUGACGGAAUGCAUUAACUUUAACGAUGUGGUCAUGUUGCGCUCAAAGUUGCUUGAUGUGCCAGGCAUUGGAGCCAUUGGCCUCACUUCGGUGACAACUGCCGCCUUCGGCCGUGGCCAGCGCGUGACGAUUGUGUUUACCUCCACGGAUGCUCACACUGCGCCCCUCGAGUUGGUACCCGUGGUGCCGCAGCACUGUCUUCCCCUAAGCCCCCCCACUUCGUCCAACUCGCUUCUAGUCGGUCGGGGCUUGGACCAACUAGUCACGUUCCGAUACACAGUAGCAGUUUCCGACACCGCGGCGGUAUUCGCGGUCACAAGCCCUGCGAUUGCCCUCAACGCGGGCACCGUUCGCCGUCGAAGCGACCGACCGUCCAUUGACGUCAACUUGGCACUGCCCGCCCUUCCGGCGACUUUGAAUGCCAUACACAUUCAAGGCGGAAUUCCGUCGAUUGUUCAAGCGGCGAUGGUCACGGCGGGGGGGACGUACGGCGUCGGGUACCCCCCAGUGGCUAGCCCUGCUUACGUCAAGCCCGGCCAAAUCGUGUUCACGUUGACGUUUUCGAUGGAAGUGGUGUUUAUUGGAGCGGUGACAAUUCAACUGAACACGGGAAAACGCGCCGUUUUGUACGCCCAACUAAGUCCAGUGCAGUUUGCCUUUGUGUACACGAUCGAGUUGGGGGAUGCCAGUGUGAAUUUGGACUUUGCGUCGGUUGAUGCCGUCGUCGGGACGAUCAUGGGGCGAUCAACCACCAAUAGUCAGCGCGCCAACACGCUCCUCCCGCUCCUCCAACUCUCGGGCGUGAACGUUGUGACUGUUGAUCCAAACCUACCCGCGGCCAUUCAGUCCGUAACCACGUCUCAUCCGGAUGGGACGAUCGGGUCCGGCGAACGCGUGAUUAUUCAGUCGACGUUUGGCCGACCAACGACCGUCUUGUCGGGCUUAAACCACAACCCCCUUCAGUCCGCAAUGUUUCCGUCUGUGACGGGGAUCCAAGGGGACGUGUACAUGUCGUGGAGCGAGCAGACGUCGGCCACAACAAGUGUCGUAUAUGUAGCUCAAGUGGACAACCAAGCUGGGUUUACGGAACUGAGUCCGCCUGGAGCUGGUAUGAAUCGGCUAGCGGGCAGCAACGCGGUCAAGUCCAGUGUGCUCGUGCAGGACGGAUUUCUGUACGCUGCGUGGGACGAAAAUGGCAUCAUCAACGUGGCUCAGUUUAGUGGCAAUGUAGUGACUAAAGCAUGGACAUCUCUUCCGUUUAUGGGCACCAACGCCGCGGCGACGAAUCCGGUGCUAGCCACGUACAUGAACACGUUGUUUGUGGUAUGGAAAGAAGGCCAAAUCAAUUUUCACACGGAGCAAUCUGCCAAUAUCCGCGUGGCGUCGUACGAUUCGUCGUUGGCGCCUCCGUGGAGAUUCUACGAUACAGCGCAAGGCAAAGUCGGCCUCAAUCUUGACCGAGCCACGGAUCCCCAUAUCUUGGCCUUUGCUGGUCAUUUGUACGUGGCAUGGGCCGAGUUUACCGGCGCUUGCUUUGAAAUUCAAGUGUACGCCCUCGCCCUGAACACGAUGACUUUUGAGAAAAUCCCCCAAGUGGGGUACGUUAGCCCCACUUUUGUCACGUCGUUUGGACCGGUUUUGUUUGCCAACACCGCAACCAACCAACUGAUGGUGCAGUGGUACACGUACCCGGCCGCCAGCGUCCAGCCGACGAUGCACACGGGGGUGGUGACCCCCCAGUACUGGAAGGAAAUCGUGGGGGGAGCGCCGAUGCCGGGGGCUUCGCCGGAUGUAGUCACGUGCAGCGGGCAUAUGGUUGUGACGUGGACGUUGCAAACCGACCACGCGAUGCAAGUGUUUGCAGGUCGACUGGAUGCGGCCGGGGGCAUCUCGCAGAUUCACACGAUUAACCACAACAUGAACCAAGAUGCAUCGAGUCCGAAACUCGCUUGUGUAUCCAGUGUAGGUGACGUGGCACUGUUGUGGACCGAGUACGAUGGGUUUUCGUACAAACUGCGACAGAGUACAUUGAGCGGCGGACGGGGGGAGCAGUGGAUGCCGCAUGUCGCGGGGCUAGCGACGCUAGUGCUGACAAAUGGAUUGGUGGCAGUCAAUACCGACUUAAGCGGCACGUGCGCCCGAUCCCUCACGUAUGAGCUAGUUGUGCCGCCAAAUACUCCUGCGAUACAGCACCUGAACGCUGUCUCAGUGUCCGUCAACCGCGCCCGGAUCCAAGACUGCACGUCUGCGCAAGUGGCCAACACUGUUCUCUUUCCACUUGCCACAGAUAUGCGGAGUCUAGCGUAUACAUCCAAUAUCGCUGUCGACACUUCGGUGCCAUUUGUGUUGGAUGUGUCCACCACCGCCGCCUCCAAUACCUACGGCGCCGGCGAGAUCAUUCCUGUUGUGGUGACGUUUUCCGCUGCUGUGACCGUCUCCCCGUCAGGACUGCAUGGCGAGUCGCCAGCUUGGAUGGUAUUUCAAAGCCGAACCGCGUCUAUCGACGGGUUACACGAACACAAGGCACUGUAUAGCGCUGGCAACAACACAAAUACGCUUACGUUCCUGUACACAACCCUACCUACCGACACAUUUGCCCUGUUUGACUACAUGUUGCCCACGUCUUUGCAAGUGGACGCAGUGGCUGGCGCGUGGAUUCGAAGACAAGCGACGUACCCCACGACGGACGCCGUCUUGACCUUGCCCAUACCCGGCCACGGCCACUCACUCAGUCGAUGGUUUAUCGCUGUAGAUACAACUCCCCCCAACGUUCUCGAUGUCACGGCUACAAACGCCGACGGAACGUACUUCCCCGGCGACGUGAUUCACAUCGUCGUAACAUUUUCCCUUCCUGUGAUCGUGACCCUGUUGGAGGAGGCCCCCCCCGUCAUCACGUUGGCCUUAUCCACUCAACCCAUAGCCAACCCGUCGUUGCAAAGCACUGCCACGUAUGUGAGCGGCAGUGGCACCACGCACUUGACGUUCGAGUACGUCGUGCAGCCUCUCGAUGAAACACCCUUGUUGAGUCUGUUUGACGAUCGCCCAACGGGCGUGGGUUCAUUUGUAAAGGCACUCGACGCCCCCGUGAACUCAAUCUAUCGACUAGCGUCCAUCCCAUCUACUUUAGCCACAUUAGAAUGUCCUGCCCCAGGAACGUUGCACUCGAUGCACCAGAAUAUUGGGUUGGAUUCUACCGUGCCCACCAUCGUUGGCAUGUCCACCACGAUACCCGAUGGGACAUACGAUAUUGACGCGAUCGUGCCAAUCCAAAUCUCGUUUUCAGCUCCUGUGGUCGUCACCGGAGUCCCCUUGCUACUGCUCAACGUACACAGCGACGCCACACGAGGCGCCACAUACCAAUCCGGUUCUGGCACGACCAGCUUGGUCUUUCUCUACCGCGUCCAACUGGGGGACGAGGCGUGGCCCCUGGACCACUUGAACACGAACGCGAUGCAGCUCAAGAUGCCAUUGCGGGUCAAUCCACUGCAGGACCCGCCGUUUGCAACCGUGAAUCGGCUGUCAAGUCACCCGAUCUUGCCGGCGGACCUGACGCUGCCCCCCCUGGGUCCCCCGCCCCAGAUCAACACCCCCCGCAACUUGAUUCGAGCCGGACAUAUCAUCAACAUCCGGACGGACGGCGUUCGCGUGAGUCAAGUGGAGGCGGCUGCAAACAACGUCGUGAGAGGGGGUACCGUUGCUGCCGGCCACGUGUUGGAGCUGUUUGUGCACUUUACCCAACAUGUAUUUGUGACGGGAACGCCCCAAUUGAGUCUAAAUGUCCCCUCUCGAGCCACGUAUGUAUCUGGGUCGGGUACGGAAAUUCUCAAGUUUGUCUAUGUCGUGGCGCCGGGGGACGUCGCUGCAGCGCUCGAACUGACCAGCGUACUGCUGGGAUCGAGUGACGCUGUCAACGAUGUGGAGGAGGUGCCGGUGCCCCUCCAACUCCCCGCCAUAGGAACGCCAUAUAGCCUCGGAAUUCGCUACACGAUCCACAUCUCCGCCAUCCCCCCCGUGGUGCAGAUAGUCGAGGCCAUUGGUGUGUUGCCCCAUACUGUGCUUGCAGCAGGGGAUGUCGUACAGUUGGUCGUGUUGUUUUCAGUGCCCGUGGUCGUCAGUGGCAUCCCUCAAUUGGCUUUGAAUACAGGCCAACCCGCCGUGUAUGUUGCUGGUUCUGGCACAAACUCGCUCGUGUUUUCUUAUGUUGUUCAAGCGGGAAAUGCGGGCGUGCUGGACUAUGCCAGUGCGACGGCUUUGACGGGAAACAUUCGAGCACAGUCGACUACCCCCACAACCCCCGCGAUACUGACACUUGCCGUUCCGGGCACUCUAACCAGUUUGAGUGCGACUUGGAGUUUGACGCUCAAUACAACCCCCCCCACUGUUGUGGACGUAUCGUUUGCAGGACUGCCAGAUCAAGUGUGCACUGUGGGGAUGGACAUCCCCAUACAAAUCAAGUUUUCGUACCCCGUGGUUGUAGCCGGGACCCUCCCGACGUUGGCACUGGCGACUAAGGGCAAUGUGAAUCAAAACGCCAGGUACGUCGGGGGCUCUGGCACGUCCCUGCUCCAUUUUGUCUACACAGUGCAACCUGGCGACGCCUCCACCGCCCUCGAGUACACCCACGCUAACGCCCUUCAAGCGUCGAUGAUCUUGCAGUUCAGCUCCUCGCCCACCGUCCACGCGAGGCUGACGCUGCCAGUGCCAGGGUCCGUUGGCAGUUUAAGUGGCAAGUCGAGGUUGACUGUAUGCAUGACAUGUCCGCGAGUAGUUUCCGUCACUGGGUCCCCCACGGGCGUGUACACUGCUGGGCACACCCUGUCGAUCAUGGUCACGUUUUCUGAAGCGGUGCAGUUUGCCCCUUCCCCCGUCCCAACAACAUCCACAACCGCUCCUGUACCGAUUCCAACGUUAAACAUUCGGCUAGCUAUGGCCUUUGAACGUGUGGCGACGUACACGUCCGGGUCGGGCACGGCCACUUGGACGUUUGUGUACCCCAUUCAAAUAAGCGAUGACGUGUAUCCGGUGGAAGUGGCCAACAUGUAUGCAUUGUACGGAGCCCAAGUCGUGUCUGUGGCCCGUCCAACGUACGUCGCGUCGCUCCGGUUACCAAGUGUCGGUCAACUGAACAGUCUGAGCGCCACGUCAUCGAUUCGCAUCGACACGAGUCCGCCCACGGUCGUUCAAGUGACCACACCCGUGCCCGACGGCGAGUACGGCCCCGGCCAUGUGAUAGCCAUCGAUGUGGCGUUUUCCGUGCCAGUUGUGGUCACUGGAACGCCUGUGCUGCACCUCGCGGUGUUGCCGACCCCUCAGGCUGCCACGUACGAGGCUACAGCAGGCGCCACGUCAUCCGUGGUACGGUUCACAUAUGUCGUCCAGCCAGGGGACUCUGUCUUCCGAUUGGAUUACAUGCGCGUGUGCUCUGAUCGAGGCUUUUUCGACGACGUCGAGGGGUACGACCCCACGGAAUCGUCCCUUCCGUGCUUACCCCUUGGCACCAUCUCAGCCUUGGACCUUAAUGGCGGGUCGAUCAAAGCCGCCGCGACUAUUCCCAUGGUGGACGCAAACGUAGCACUGCCGGCGGUGAGCCCGUGGCCUGCGAUGCGGUAUCUUCGAAGCGACUACUCGGUCGCGUACAACAAGACCGUAUCGCAGACGAUUCCGCAACAACCGAGUGAACGGAGUGUGUGUGCGUUUGAUCAAGAAGACCGCCAGUUUCACAUCUUGUCGAACGGAGUGCCCAAUCAUGUGGCCCCAAUGGGAUUCGUUCCUGCCGCGUACAUGUUUGAGCUGCCGCGGUUCCCCACCAUGACGUGGACGCGGGACCGCCCCGUUGGCCUUGUGGGGGUCAUGCUGAAUGGCAUCCCAUUCAACAACUCGAUCGAGUCGGUUUCUACCGGCGGCGAUUUGUGCGGUGGCGCGCUCGAUGCCUCUACGAAUCGAUACACUUAUGUGGCCAUGCCCACGUGUUUUCUGGAGACAGUCAGGCCUCCAUCAUCCAGUAUGGUCGGGUACGUUUUAGACGGGUACCCCCUGUACAAGCAGUCGGCGACUUCUCCUAUCGUUCUGGACGAAUGUAACGGCGUAUACGGCCCAGAUGGCGUCUACCGGUACUACUUGAACCCAGCGUCUAUUGAAUCCACGGGUACGUUUAUUCCGUGCUUCAAGGGGUACGUGCCAAUGCAUCUUGGGCGAGCCGUCGCAGUGGACUAUACAUUUGUGGGCGGCAUCGAAGGGUUCACGCCAAUCAACUUGCAGGACCUGGUCGUGUUUCCCCAAAAUAGAGAAAACUCCAUUUGGCUCAACGCAGCCAGUGUAUCGGUCACCACAACCGCCACAACUGUGAUUGUAUCCAGCACCGGCCUCCCCGACGGCCCCCUUGGUCUCUUUCCCAACGCUCUCAACUCCAACUCGGUCCUCCCUCAAAACUACCAGUUCCGCAUCCCCCGAUCUCCCGUGAAAGCAGGUACCCGGACCCCCCUGCCCAGCGGGGCCGCCAUCGGCGUCUUAUUGAACGGCAUCCCACUGUAUAAUACCAUCGACACGGACGGCAACUCGCUGCUCGACCCCCGGAUUGUGCGGCACUUGGUGCUGGACAAGUGCAACGGGUACGUUGAUGCCACAGGGGCAUAUCGAUACUACGCCCCCCCGGACUGCCUCUUGGACGCCCUCAACGAACGACCGGGGGACCCUUCCCCCCUCAUCGGGUUUGCUUUCGACGGGUUCCCAAUCUACGGCCGCUUUGACGAGUCCGGAAAUGUGCCGACAGAUUUGGAUCGUUGCAACGGCCGAACCAACCAAGCAGGCAUGUACCAGUACCACGUCACAGACUCUCCUCCGUAUACACUUGGGUGCUUUACGGGCGUGGUGCCGCCGUCAACGCUGCCGUUUUAUCGGAGUUUGGCCACGUCCAGCGCCAUCUCGAUCAAGUCGUCGCCGCCGUAUAUUGUCGACAUUACCACGUUGAAAGCUCCAGGGAGCUACGUGGCGGGGGAAACCAUCGACUUUCGAGUGUUGUGGUCGGAUCCAGUAGCUGUGACAGGGGCACCAACUCUGUCACUGGCCGUCGUCCACAACACGACGCAGGUCGCAGCCAUCGCGACGUACGAUAGCACGACCAGCACCCCCACCACAACAGUGUUCUUGUAUGUCGUGGGGCCCCAAGAGUUCAUUGCUGACUUGAGCGUGCAGUCCCCCACGGCUCUGCAACUGCCGACCGCCGCGACGUCCAUCAAGCGCGCCGCCACUGUCCCCACCCUCGACGCAAUCCUCACGUGUCCGAUGGCCACGCUUGGCUCGCGCAUUCAAUCGGUCGCCAAUGUCCAAGUGAACCUACGGGGUCUGUACCAUCCGGAUGCGCAGGACUUGGCCGUUUCUUUGAUGCACAACGACAUUCGCGCGAGGCUAUUUGAUCCGAUCCCCAUGUCGGGCUACCACUUUGGCCGUCCGCGGGAUGCCACCGCCUGGCGGAUGGACGUGGAGGACGAUGCGAGUAGCAUCGGCGCCGACUACUCGUUCGUUGCGACCAAUUUGGGGGUAAAUCUGGCCCUGAGCGGUAUCGCCACCCAAAGCUCAACGUUUGGGCCGACGUCGUCCGCCAACAAAGCGAUCGAUGGCAUCCGGUCGGCGUACUUUUCGAGUGAGUCGAUUGCCAGGACAUCGGGGGUUGUGCAGCGCGAUCCGGCGCCGUGGUGGCAACUCCGGCUGGACGCCCCGACGGCGAUCGGGACGAUUAAGCUCUUCAACGUUGCUCAGCAACGCAGCCAAUUCGAAGUGCAAGUGGUAUCGGUAACCGGACCAGUUGCCGUAGACGGCACGUUCCAGCUCCGCGUGGGCACAUGCACGACCCCCCCCGUGUCCGUCGGCGCCGUCGCCAUGCGGCAAGACGAGCGUUUGUUUGGCGAGUCAUUUCAAGCUAAACUGGAGGCAUGCACCGGCCAAGUAACCGUGCUCCGCAGCGCCGCCGACCGUAUGGGCGGGUACGCGUGGACUGUGACGUUUGUGGAGGACGUGGGGUCGAUCGCGUUGAUGGAUGUGGUGCAUGCGACACAGGCGACGUUGGAGACGUCUGUGACAACGUUAUGGGACAGCACCGCGAACGUUUGGUAUUCGUUUCAGACGGCGGUGCCUGGCGAGUUGUAUGGCGACACGUUGUAUCCGUGCUAUGUGAUGGUGUUUGAUACACUGUCCGCAUUGACGUUUGAGACAGUGCAAGAUGCGCUCGCGGCAGCCGUGUGGAGUCGGUGGGUAGAAACAGCACAGGUCGAAGCGACGAUUGUGUUGCCUCCGCAUACAAUUGGCCAGUACAUCCGCAUUCAGCACAACUCGCCGCAGUACUUGAGUGUGGCUGAAGUCGAAGUGUAUGCAGAACGAUACCACUCGCUGGCCGAGUACUUUGAAGGGAGUCCCGUGGCGAGCCAAGCGUACGAUUCUAACGUCGUGUGGGCCCCCGAGGUUUCCCUCCAGCUCGCGUUUGGGGGGCAGUCUGCUCGGGGGGACUGGAGCCUCGUGCUUCAAGACCGACGGGCAUCUGUCGCCGUCGGUACCGUCAAGGAUGCGUACCCGCUACAAGGACAGGGGGGGCUAUCCGAGUGGCAGCUCGUGGUGACUAACACGGCGGGUACCACCACCACCCACUACCUCCCCAUGGUAGCUACCAUCUCGACCAUCCCAAAGUACGGCGACCUCCUUGUCGAUGCUCGUGAGUCUGAGACAGAUCAUCUCGACUCGGAAGGCAAUGCGUACUUGGACCCGUCCGAAGCGCGCCAGUACCUGUCGACGUACUGGCCUGGGUACUUGUUUCUGGACGCGUUUGUGCAGUAUCGCAUAUUGCAAGACAUGGUCGAUACGUAUGCAUUGUAUGGACGCCUCAAAGUGUAUGGCCAGCAAGGCCAGCGCCGGUGGAUUGCCGAGACAUGCGAGGGGGCUGUGUGUGUGAUGCCCCCCACGCACUACGAACUGUACACGUCCAUGUCGGUGGCAGCACCCCAGCACCUCCUUGACAAGACGCGGACGGUCGCGUACGUUCCGUCGCCUGGCUUUGUCGGCAUGGAUACGUUUACGUUUUCGACGCAGCUUAAUAACCAUGACGCACCUGGCCUUGUUCGGAUUCAAGUUCUCCACUGCCGAGACCCGACCUGUGUGAACGAUCUUUACCUGGCUCAAAGCAGCAUGCAACCUGCGGGGUCGUAACUAGGACAUCCUACUACUACUACCUACUUACUGUUGUUAACGUGGGAGAUCAACGCUACUUGCAGAUUUCACAACCUUGUAACUGGUUCAGUUAGAUACUAACGUUAGUAUAGCUUUUGACGCA